GGCAGGGGCCGGCGAUGAACGGCGCCGCCGAGAGCGAUGGCGGCGGCGGCUACAAGCGGCGCUACCGGGCCCUGAAGCGGCGACUGAAGCUGCUCCUCUACGAGCAGGAAUGCUUCCAGGAGGAGCUGCGCAGGGCCCAACGCAAGCUCCUGAAGGUCUCCCGGGACAAAAGCUUCCUCCUGGACAGGCUCCUGCAGUACGAGGCUGUGGAUGAUGAUUCCUCAGAUUCGGAGGCCACAGCCUCCUCGGAGAACAGCGACGGGGAAGGGGCCAAGGGGGCCGAGGCGCCGCCGGCCAAGAGGAAGCGCAGCCCCUCCCCAGCCACACCCUCUUUCCCCUCUGCCACACCCACUCCAUAUAUGGUUCCCUCCCCCCCUUCCAGCCCUUUCCCUGCCCAAUACCUGGCCCCAGAGGGGCCACGCCCAGCCCGGCCACGCCCUGGCCCUACCCGCAGGCCACAGAAGGGAGCAAGGAGGCUGCAGCUCCCCUUGGCCCCUCCCCUGCCUUUCCCGGGGGGGCGUGUCUGCGGCGGGCCCCUCCCCUCGCCGGCGCCGGCCCCGCCCAAGGCCCCGCCCCCGGUGCCCAGCACCGUCCCCAAGCGGCUGCUGAGCGACGGCGGCGACGGCAGCGACCAGGACGGGCUGGACGGCGACGACGAGCUGGUGAUUGACAUCCCCGACGGCUGACCC
Molecule: messenger RNA, 689 nt
Organism: Dryobates pubescens (Downy woodpecker)
Lineage: Eukaryota; Metazoa; Chordata; Aves; Piciformes; Picidae
Gene: INO80E
Product: INO80 complex subunit E
Exons: 7
Coding region: 15-686 (223 amino acids)
Biological process (GO): chromatin remodeling
Cellular component (GO): nucleus; Ino80 complex
Source: RefSeq, a predicted model, not a curated record